Molecule: messenger RNA, 1706 nt
Organism: Cannabis sativa
Lineage: Eukaryota; Viridiplantae; Streptophyta; Magnoliopsida; Rosales; Cannabaceae
Exons: 5
Coding region: 1-1383 (460 amino acids)
Biological process (GO): proteolysis
Molecular function (GO): cysteine-type peptidase activity
Source: RefSeq, a predicted model, not a curated record
AUGCUGGAAGUGGUGAAGGGGCUACUUCCACGGACGGAGGAGGAGGCAUUUGUGAGGACAAUAUCUUACGAUGGUGUGGAGAACACGGUUGAUGAUCUUGUGGAUGACACGAGAGGCCGAGGCAGUAGUCAGGUACCAGAGACUCAGGUCCCAGACACUCAGGAAAGAGACACUCAGGCAUACGAGACCAGCCAUGUAGAGCGAAGGGUGGUCGAACGUAAUUAUGGAGCGGCUCGGAGACAUAUUGGCCAUGUUGAAUCGUCCGCCAACGACGGCUUCGGCACGGAGGCCCCGGCGGAUCCAUCUACCCCACCACCGGUUGCUUCACCCCCGGUAGAAGAGGAUGAGGUCUUCCCCGACGAUUACGAUCCUUAUGAGGGAGCUCCAGCGACUCCGAUCGAGGCACAACCUCUUAUCCAUGUACAUGACACCGAGUCGCAGGGUGAGAUUCUGUCCAUAGAGGCACAACCUGCAGUGGUUAAGAGUCGGAAGAGGAAGAGAAAGCCUCCUGUAUGGUUCGGUGACUAUACGGAGAUGAAGAGGAGACAUAGGCCAUCUUCGACUUUUGAUCCCCUGGAGCCACCGGAUGAGAAAUUGUUAACCACUUUCCGUAAGUGGUGUGUUGGACUCAUUCCGAACCACCGACUUCGGGAUUUGAGAAGUGGUGAUUACGGUCCAGGAUUCUUUUGGAUAAUGCUCACACCAAAGGAAUGGCUUACAGAUGACCAUAUAGAUGCAGCAAUGCAUAUGCUGAGGAGGCGACGCACCGACUAUCCACUGACAUUUCCUCAGAAGGGUAUCAUUCUCUCCACAUUCGUGACCGCCAUGAUCAGCAGUGCAUGGACGAGCCACAAGGGUCCGAGGAAAAACUUUAAAUGGGAGGAAUAUAUCCUGGACUACUGCACAGGGUUUCAUAAGUCCCAAGUCUUUGAGAGAUGGAGGGGUAACGAGUUUAUUUACUUCGUUCUGCACCUUCCCACGGCAAGACACUGGGUCACAGUUGAAGUCGACAUAGAGCUGUGGAAAAUUAAUGUCUACGACUGUGAUUCCAGCGUCUGUCAUUGGACCGCCAUGGAACCCAUCUUGAAGGUUUGGUCAGAACUGCUGCCCUCGCUAAUCCUUGCAACCGGGGAAUUUCCACAUAACAACCAGAUCAUGGCGUUAGCUAACGGUGACAUCACGGUGCUUCCAAAAAUGCACGCGACUCGAGCCACUCACGACUUAGUUCCGAAGUCAGCAACCAGUGGUGAUUGUGGCGUGUAUUGCAUUGAGUAUGUGGAGCAUCUCAUGAUGCAGCGUGGAUUGACCGAUGUGACGCCAGACCGGAUAGCCAUGUUUCGUCAACGGUGGUGUGUCGAUUUAUUUUACCAAAAUGUCGGCUGAUUUUGUGUAAUUAUUGGGACAUUGUAUAUUUUGUGUAAUUAACAUUACAGUUAUGUAUAUAUAGAUUUUUUUUUCGUUCAAAUUUUGAUAAUUAUACGUGGUUUCAAAUAUAAAAUAUCAACAUUAUUCAACAAAAAUAACUAUUAAACCUAAAAAUAAUUAAAAUAUUUGAAAAAUAUUCAACCUCAACAAAAAUAACUAUGACAAAAUAUGCAUCAUUACAAUAUAUCAAAUUUCCCAACGAAUACGUACAAGACGCCUCAGAUGCGGGCUUUGCAUGUUGCUCUGUUGUGGCCUGAAGCACCACAGCGGCUGCAGUUUCG